GAAUUGCGCCAAUGCGUGGGCCUUCCUUUUUAUCCAGUUCUAAACAAUUACAAAAGACUGAACUCUGAAAGAGAACGAACGUUGAAACGUGUCGUACGCCCGUAUGGUGUUUUCUUUAAUUAGAUCACUAUUCACCAGUUAAUUUGGUUUGGAAAUCAGAAUGUUGGAAGAGGUUAUUGUUCCCAUCGGAAGUGCUAAUGAUUGUGAUAUAUUGGUCGAAAAAUUUUCAAAGUCAGAGAGCUUGAGCUUUGCCGACUUCGCACGUGAAUGGAAAGCAUCACAUUUUGAAUUAAUAUUUUGUGGAAGGAGUUCGGAAGAACUGCCACUGAUUGCAAGUGAACUGUUAGCUAUAGCAAAAGCUAUACUUUUGAAUGUAAAUAAAGAGUUUGCAUCCAGAGUUGGAGCACUCUACCUUAUGUACGGAUUGUACUUUACUCAAGAAACCAAAUCCAAAGUACGUUUAACUCUUAGUGAAUUCAAAGAAUUUACAAAGUUCACUACUGUAUUGAAAGAAAAGAAGAUCAUAGAUGCGGAAUUUGUUUUUCAGAAACUUUUUAUUGGCAAAGCAUUUUUGUUCUGUGCUUGCAGUACACCAAACAAGUGUAUCCAAAUGAAUCAAACAUGCCAGUCAGAAGAAGACAUCGGAAAUCCUAUGGAUGAGAAUGAAUGUAGAUUGAUUGGAUGUGAGGGUUUGUCAUCAAAUUGUCUAAAAAAUUUGGACCUUGCACACUGUAAAUAUGAAGAGAAAAAGCAGAUAGCAGGAUUUAUAACAACUCCCUCGUCUGCUGCUCCCAGUCAACAUUUUCCGGAUGAAAUUCGAAUAAUUCUAGAUGACACCGAUUCUGAAAUUGCUGAAAUGAAAAGCAAUGGUAUCAAGCAAGGAGAAUCUACGAGCGAUUCCGGAGUAGUAAUAAAUCAAGGAGUUAUUCGAAGAGGAAUAGUUAAUUCUUCGUUUUCUCAAAUCCGAUCUCGUCGUAUGCCUGUAGAUGUUACGUCUUACGACUUGACCAGGAAAACGAAAUCGAAGCCCGAUGAUUCAGGAAACCACUGAAGUGACUGAACCCAUAAUUUAAAAAAGAAGCAGAAGUUUCGGAAAAAAUUCAUUCAAUACAGGUUUUUCAUUUUUCUGAAUCACAAUCAUUCGAAAAUAAACCAAAAUCUCAGUAACCAUAUUUUCUGUUUAAUAAAGUUUUCCCAUCACCA
Daphnia pulex (common water flea) is the source of this 1203-nucleotide messenger RNA. RefSeq names its product snRNA-activating protein complex subunit 1-like. Bases 161 to 1051 code for a protein of 296 amino acids. The record is from RefSeq and is a predicted model, not a curated record. The transcript is spliced from 6 exons. Gene Ontology annotation, molecular function: sequence-specific DNA binding. Gene Ontology annotation, biological process: snRNA transcription by RNA polymerase II; snRNA transcription by RNA polymerase III. NCBI's taxonomy places the organism in Eukaryota, Metazoa, Arthropoda, Branchiopoda, Diplostraca, Daphniidae. Gene Ontology annotation, cellular component: snRNA-activating protein complex.